CUUCAACAACUUGGUUGUGAAUUAUGUAGUGUUAUUUUUUUAGCUCAUUGUGUUUUGUCUUCGUUUACUUCCUGGAUGAUGUAAGACACUAACAUAGGAGGCAUGAUUUUGGCGGUGGCGCUGCUUUGGUUUGAUAUGACAAUGCAGACAGCUUGUAUCUUUGUUGUUGUUGUUGAGGUUUCAUUUCAAGUUGGUUCUCCCUUUAUAGAAUAGAUUUCUAUGAUGCAGCGGGUAGUAUGUGCAAAGAGUCUGGAGCAUCCAUGAUGAACAAGUCUCUUUUCUGUAUCAUUGCCACAUUGGACUCCACAGAUGGCUGUAGUAGGUCAAAAGUGGAAUGAUGAUUUUGUGACAGAAGAGGGCAAUAACUUCCACAAGUGUGGGAGUUUCCAAGGAAACUCUGAUGAUAUUAGUUCCUGUAUUGAUGUGGUGUAUAUAUUCUCCAGCUGGCGGCUGUUUUUUGGAGUCAUUUUGCAAUCUUGCUUCUCAAAACUGUCAUCAGAUCUGUGGCUUCUAUCCAAACUUUUCAACUCCAGAUAUCCGAAUGUAACUGCUGGCGUUGCUGAGAUUGUUAAAAGUUCAGAUAAAUCAUCUGCAUCGAUGCCAAAAGGCAAACAAGGACAACAAAUUUCUGAUGGUUCUUCUGCUUCUAUUUCAAAAGGCAGGCCUGGAGUGGAUGAGGGCAAUCAAAAGAAGAAUGGUAUAGUUGGCACUCAAUCAAGCGAUGAAACUUCAGAUAGCACUUCAUCAACGCCAAAAGGCAAAGAUAAAAGUGUUGAUUAUAGCAGUUCUUCAACAAACAGGGGCGAGUCUCUUGGUCUUACAGGCAAUUUGAAUGAAAUGUCCCUGUCUGGUAAAUCUGGAAAGUCGUACAAGGCUAGUGCUAAGAGGCACAAGUCAUCUGCACAGUAUCAACCAGAUAAAUGGAUGCUCCCCAGCAAAUCAGAAAAUGCAUUGACACAACUGAAUCUUGCAAUUGUUGGCCAUGUUGAUUCUGGGAAAUCAACACUCUCAGGUAGACUACUACAUCUUUUGGGACGAAUAACCCAAAAGGAAAUGCUCAAAUAUGAAAGGGAGGCCAAGUUACAGGGCAAGGGGUCAUUUGCUUAUGCUUGGGCAUUGGAUGAGAGUCCUGAGGAGAGGGAAAGGGGAAUAACUAUGACAGUCGCUGUUGCUUAUUUUGAUUCCAAAAAAUAUCAUGUUGUUGUGAUUGAUUCCCCAGGCCACAAAGACUUUGUUCCAAACAUGAUAUCUGGGUCAACACAAGCUGAUGCUGCCAUCCUUGUAAUAGAUGCCUCCAUUGGGGGUUUUGAAGCUGGGAUGGACAACAAAGGGCAAACUAGGGAACAUGCACGUCUUAUUAGAAGUUUUGGUGUUGACCAGAUUAUAGUCGCAGUCAACAAAAUGGACUCAGUGGGGUACUCCAAGGAUCGAUUUGAUUUGAUUAGAACACAACUUGGAACAUUCCUUCAUUCUUGUGGAUUCAAGGAUUCCUUGGUGUCAUGGAUUCCAUUGAGUGCAGUGGAAAAUCAAAAUUUAGUUGCAGCUCCUUCUGAUAUUCGUUUGUCAUCAUGGUACCGUGGACCUUAUCUGCUGGAUGCAAUUGAUUCUCUUCAGCCACCAACAAGAGAUUUCUCAAAACCUCUUCUCAUGCCCAUAUGUGAUGUAUUGAUAUCAUCUUCACAAGGGCAGGUGUCAGCCUCUGGUAAAUUGGAGGCUGGUGCUCUUCGAAGUGGAGUGAAGGUUUUAGUUAUGCCAUCAGGAGAUGUGGGCACAGUUCGCUCCCUAGAAAGAGACUCUAAGGCUUGUGAUGUCGCUAGAGCAGGAGAUAAUGUGACUGUCAGUCUCCAAGGCAUUGAUGGAAGUAAUGUGAUGACUGGAGGUGUUCUAUGUCAUCCUGACUUUCCUGUUGCGGUAGCACGACAUUUUGAGCUGAAGGUGCUCGUGUUAGAUUUGGAAAUCCCACUUGUGAUUGGUUCUCAAUUGGAAUUCCACGGACACCACGCAAAGGAGGCUGCAAGAGUUGUUAAAAUAAUAUCAGUACUUGAUUCAAAGACAGGCAAGGUGACAAAGAAGGCGCCUCGCCGUCUUACCUCAAAGCAGAGUGCAGUGAUUGAGGUGCUUUUGGACGGACCGGUUUGCAUGGAAGAGUUCACAAAUUGCAGAGCUCUUGGAAGAGUGUUUCUGAGAACAUCAGGGAAAACCAUUGCCCUCGGAAUCAUAACCCGGAUAAUAGAGGAUCAGGAAUAGUUAACAUGAGAGGUAGAUGCCUCAGCAUUUGAGAUGUAAACGGGUUCCAUCGCUACAAUUUGCCAAAUUUAUGUUGUUAACAACAGAGAGGAGGGGCAUAUCCUUUCUUAGUUUUGAUGGACUUUUUGCAUGGGUUGCAUCAAUUUACACAUCAGUAAAAUCGGCAGCCCCCUAUGUUGUCA
Populus nigra (black poplar) is the source of this 2429-nucleotide messenger RNA. RefSeq lists its product as uncharacterized. The record is from RefSeq and is a predicted model, not a curated record. Gene Ontology annotation, molecular function: GTP binding; GTPase activity. Lineage: Eukaryota; Viridiplantae; Streptophyta; Magnoliopsida; Malpighiales; Salicaceae. Gene Ontology annotation, biological process: translation. Bases 310 to 2247 code for a protein of 645 amino acids. The transcript is spliced from 9 exons.